CGGUGUUGCAAUCCAGCUCCUGUGCGCCGACAAUGCGACGCUCGCUCCUCUGCUCGCAGUGCGCUCGCCGCGGCUCCGUGGCGCCGCGCCACCGCCUCCUCUCGUCGCUGCCCGCCGGGGUCUCGCCCAGCCGCGGCGCCAGCCCGCUGAGCGUCGUGCAGGACGCCAUCGCGGCCGGCAUCCUGAACGAGGACCCCAAGCAGAUGGCGGCGCUGCUCAAGCUCGACGCGCUGGCGAGCAGGCUAAAGGACUGGGAGCCGCCUGCAAUAGGGCCCGCGGCCUCCGAGAGCGGGACGUCCGGCGGCGGCCUCUGGGGGUCCAUCAGCUCUGUCUUUGGCGGCGGCGGCGGCGGCGACAGCGGCGGCGGCGGCACCGCGACAGCGCAAUCUCUCGACGACGUGGCGGCGCCGCUGGGGCUGUACAUGUACGGCGGCGUCGGCUGCGGCAAGUCGCUCAUCAUGGACACCUUUUUCGAUUGCGUCGACCUGCCGAGCGAGAAGAAGCGGCGCGUCCACUUCCACGAGUUCAUGCUCGAGAUCCAUAAGCGGCUGCACGAGCACCGGCAGGCGGCGCAGCUGCGGAAACUGCUCUUGCCACGCGCGCUCCCCGAUGGGCCACCCGCGCUUGCCAUCUCCGCACCCCACUCGGCGGCGCUGCUCUGUUUUGAUGAGUUCCAAGUGACGGACGUGGCCGACGCGCUCGUCAUCCGCCGGCUGUUCCACCAGCUCUUCUCGCACGGCAUCGUGAUGGUCGCCACCUCGAACCGGCCUCCCGACGACCUCUACAAAAACGGGCUGCAGCGCCCGCUCUUUGUUCCCUUCAUCGGCGACCUGAAGCAGCGGUGCGAGGUCCACGACCUCGACUCGCCCAACGACUACCGCAUGCUCAAGCACCUCGCUCGCGCCGGCCGCACCUACAUGACCCCGCUCGGCCCCGACACGGACGAGGCGAUGGACGAGUUCUUCGGCCUACUCACCAAGGGCAGGGGCACCAAACCGCUCACGCUGCAGCUGAGGGGCCGCAAGCUCAAGGUGGAGCGCGCGGCCCGCAAGGUGGACGUCGCGCGCUUUGGCUUCGACGAGCUGUGUGGCAAGCCGCUCGGCGCCGAGGACUAUCUCGGCCUCGCCUCCGCCUUCCACACGAUCUUUGUCGAGUCGGUGCCGCAGCUCAGCUUCAAUGACAUCAACAGAGUCCGCCGAUUCAUCACCCUCAUCGACUCGCUCUACGAGAAGCGAACGCUGUACGCCGUCGAUGAGGCGAACUCGGACGAGUCUUUUGCCUUCGACCGGACCGUCUCGCGCCUGAACGAGAUGAGCUCCUCCGAGUACCUGAUCCGGUCAAUCUCGGCGCACGAGAAGGCGAAGGGGACGCUGCUGGUCUACGAGUCGGAUUCGGCGCCAGCGGAGCAGGGCCUUGCGGCCUCCUCUCGGCGUGCGCUCGAGAUUCCGGAGCUGCGCUUGCUAAUGAUGGACCUCUCCGAGCGGAUGCGCGGCCACCGCAACGUGGAGGACGCAGAGGUGGAGCACGCGUUUGCGCUGAUGGAUGCGAACGGCAACGGCGAGGUGACGCAGUACGAGUUUACCGACGUCUUCGCCAACUCGAGCCUGACACAAGUUGUCGCUGCGUACGGCGAGACGCUGCCGGAGAACGCGCUUCCACAACCGUCUCAAUCGGGACGCAUCAAUCGGGACGCGUGACGGGCGGCUUGUCGGGUCGCAGAAGACGCGCGAGUAGAGGGUUGCACUGCGGGCCGCGUCGCGCCGGUGUCUCCCGGCGGGCUCGGGCGGGGAGGCAGUCCGAGCUGCUGAGCGAUCAUCCAUCCGCCAGUCGCGCACACACUGAUCAUUGUGGAGGAGGGCAUGCCCGAACCGAUCGCACAUAUCGUUCAGGGUUAGAGAGGCGCGGGCGGCGCGAGGGCCGGGUGAGCCGUGUGUGACGUGUGAGAGAGAGACAGGUGCGCGGAGUCGCGCGAGUCGCGCGAGGCAACAAGAGGCAGACUCAGAGCACAGAUGGGUGUUGUGAGGACACAGCGUCAGCGCGAAACGCCCGAAACCCCGGGAACCGAGAUCCGAGUCUGGAGUCUCCCCGACGCGAGAGCCGGUGCCCGUGCGGGGAGACGCCCUCUCGUCAUGAGUUCUUUCUUUACUACGCGUGUGGAUUACAUUUUC
Molecule: messenger RNA, 2168 nt
Organism: Emiliania huxleyi CCMP1516
Lineage: Eukaryota; Haptophyta; Isochrysidales; Noelaerhabdaceae
Product: ATPase
Exons: 13
Coding region: 33-1697 (554 amino acids)
Cellular component (GO): mitochondrion; cytoplasm
Molecular function (GO): calcium ion binding; ATP binding; ATP hydrolysis activity
Source: RefSeq, a predicted model, not a curated record